Molecule: messenger RNA, 5929 nt
Organism: Malus domestica (apple)
Lineage: Eukaryota; Viridiplantae; Streptophyta; Magnoliopsida; Rosales; Rosaceae
Source: RefSeq, a predicted model, not a curated record
UGUUUCACAGCAAGAAAUCCUUCUCUAAGGUUUCGCCCUCGUCAUCUUCCUCGGUAUUCCCUUCUCGAACUUCCUCAAAUGACUGCAGAAUCAAGCCAAACCCAACCCUCUUACGAAUCUGGCGAAGGAAUCGCCACUCUGCGUCGUCUACUCAAUGGGCUGCAUCGCCCUCGGGCAGGUCUGCAUUCCGAGCUUUUCUUUGAGGUGCAUGGGGUACAAUCAUUGGGUCCCGCCUGGAUUUCUCGGGUCCCUUCAGUGGUGGAAAGCAACAUGCCUAGAGAUAACUGGUUUUCCCCAAAUCCCUACUCGGCUAGGUCGGGCAUCUCUUCCUCCAAAUGGUCAUCAUAUCGUCGAGGCUUUCCUCUGAUGAACGAUCCUGCCUGGGCUCAAUGGAUUGAUGAUUUAGAGCCUACUUUUAAGAGGAAAUGGAUGAAUAAUGGUAUUUAUGAGUUAAUCAUGCUUUCGAAGACCUCUAUUCUUCCUAAGCCCGAACUGCUUGUUUCUGCCCUCCUUUUCUGGAAUUCGGGCACGAAUACUUUUGACUUCCGUAUGGGCCCCAUGUCUCCCACCAUUCUUGACAUGGCUUAGGUUUUCGGCUUAAGGCCCUCGGGCAGGAUAGUGGACGUUACUCAAGACUGGGUUCCAUCCUCUACCACUGGAAGCUCAAGUUCAUCGGCUGCCUUCCUCUCUUUGAACUAUAACUCUUCAACUUUCAAGAGUUAUGGGACCUCCUUCAAAGGAUUCAUCCCCUUCGUAAAGGAGAAUUUUGGGGUGGGCUCACCUCGGGUUGAUAAAGAUCAGGAGCACAUGUAUUUCCUCUUAUACUGGCUCAACAAGUAGAAGCUCUUCACAACUUUGAUGACGUAGCUACAAGUCCAUUCCUCCUUUCCCAUCUUUAUCAUCUUCUUUUCGAAAUGACUCAAGGCGAGCCAUUUGAGACCAAUUUGAAUGGACCUAUAUGGAUGAUACAAACUUGGCUUCAAUGGUACUUUCCGGAAUUUCGGGCUGCUAAUCUGGAGUUCCCGGAGGGUGUGGCCCCUGCCCGAAUCCUGGCUGAAGCUGCCCCUAUAGAUCAUUCUACCUUUGCCUGCUUCUAUUUCUUCAGAGUUUGUAGGACUCGAUCAGAUUUAGAAUGGGGUGCGUCGGUCUUGAGAAGAUAUCCUUGGUUUUCUGACCAAGUCUUUCAAGAUGCCCCUGGCGAGGAUGCUACCCCCUUUUGCAGGGAGAAAUUUAUUAGUUGCAUUCAACCGAGAGACCUGGCCUGGGGAGUUCGGGGCAAUAGAUAUGACCGAGGCUUGGAAGUGUACCAUCCUAACUUCUGGAGCAGGCAGUUAGGAUUUAGACAGGCCAUUCCUGUCCCGUUCUUCGACUCUGUCCAUUGUGGUACUUCAUUCCGGUUACCAACUCCAUCUGAAGUGACAUUUCGAGCUGCCCGACGCAGUCUUGACGUAAUGAGUCAAGCGGCCUGAAAGUCCAUCAUUCUCAAUUUUGAGUGCACCUCGCUCUUCUCUUCUUGGUGGGAAGACAAAUGGACUAAGAAGUAUGGAGGAGAUUUGAAAGAGACUCACGAUCGCCUUUUCAACCAACUUUCACUUAAGUCAUACCCUGGCUCGGGCGAACUUGAAAAUUGGAAGGAGAUGAUCCAAGAGAAGAAUCGGUCACUUCUGAUAGGUACUUCUCUUUCAAUCUGAUUUUGCUUCCUUUCUGGAGUCCUUCUAUCCUUACUUUUGCUUAAUUCUGCAGCUCCAGUGGAUGUUGAAUCGGAAGUCAUUGAAUCCGAGGAUGACUCUGUUGAUGCUGCAAUUCUUCAUGGAGCUGCCGCAGAGGCUGGGAGACGAGAAGCUGGGGAGGGUGCAGAUGUUUCAGAAUCCUUUGGGGAUUUAGGAGCUGAAGAAACACCCGAGGUACUUAUUAAAGCACCUAAGCGAAAGAAAGCGGCUGUGAUUAAGCCUUCAGAUCCUCAUCCCGUACCUCUACCCAAAACCACACGACCAACUCUUACUAGAAAAAGUAAGAGAGCAAGAACUACCGCUCCUCCUAAGUCAUCAGCCCCAUCUGCUCUAGUUCCUGAGGCAGGCAGAAAGAAGCAACAAUCCUCAAGUGAGUUUCUGUUUUUCUUCAUCAAACUGUUACCUUUCUCCUUUAUCUAAUUGUCUCCUUUACCGGCGAAUCAAGACUCCAAGCAUCUAAAAGACCAAUCCUUGCUUCUAAGGAGGAACCACUGAGAGCUGCAAUGCUCAAAAAGGCCGAAGAACUGCAAAAUACUGCCCUCAGAGAACUUGAGGCCGUAAGAAAGGAAAAGCUCUCUCCGCCCGAAGCCUCUCCACAAUUUGCCCGAGAGACAAGCCUAUCUCCCUCCCAGGCUGGAGCAUCUGCUUCCUUGCCUUGUUAUGGCCCUCCUCUGAGGUCUAUGACUUCUUCUACUGCUCUGGACGCAACCCCUUCUUCUCAAUUCGAUCCGUCUACAGGAGUUAUGUUGCACUUCGUGGAUGAGGACAGUAACUUGCCUUCUCCGGUAUAUGAGCCACCUCCUACAAUAGUGGUUUCAGAUAAUGAACCCAUAGUCCCUGAGAUCCCUGUAGCCUCAGAGGUAGCAAUUUCGCGGGUAUUUGCUUGCCCGACAGUUGAUAAACCUCUUUCUCCUCUUCAAGACCAAACUCAGGGCACUGGUACAGGUUCAGGUGCAGCUCAUCACUCUCCUGCUGGUGGUGAGGAAUUUUCCCGCCAACCAGGAAUUAGUCCUCUUCCUGGUGAAACCCCGGGGCUGAGUCAGCAAGCUCCAAGAGAAACUUCCCUUCCCCAUUUGGUCUGUAAAUCAAAGUGCUCCCAUCCUCACUCAUCCUCUGGAGGUACUGUGAUUCCCCCUUCUGGAAUUGAGCAGAUCGGGCAGGCAGAAAUUGCCCCCUCAAUGGGCAUUCCUCCAUUAGAGAAAGCUGCAGUGCAGGAUCCUCCUCCUUCCGCAUCUCCAAACCCUGCUAAGAUGCCCAGACUUUUUGAAGCACUUGGACGGCUUGAGACACGGUUGAAAUCUUCAAAACAUUCUUCAACCACCCCCAUUUCUUCAGAGCAACAGCGAGUCCUUCAGGAAUGGGCAAAGAAGGAUUUCACCGCUUCAUUCAACCUCAAGGCUCUUUGUGAUUUUGAAAAGAUCAUAACCGAGUCUUUCAAAGCCGGUCGGCUAUCAAAACCUCAACAUGAUUCUUUUCUAUCUUUCUUUGAGAACCUGAGAGCCCUUAGGGAACAAUACCAGAGAGCGGACAGACAGGCUAAUCGGGCAAAAUGCUUCAUGGAGAAAGAAUCAAGCACCUCUGCCCAAGUUGAUCGGUUGAUGGAAGAAAGCUUGCAGACAAAAGAAAGGGUCAGAGUUGUUACUUCUAAAAUCCAACAGCUGGAGGAGCAAUUGGUUGCUCUUAAAGCAGAACAAGCAACUCUUCUAGAUACCCUUGAAAAUCAAAUUGAGGGAGUGGAGAAGUCAAAUUCGGAGCUAGAGCGUGCCCGGUCUCAACUUGUAAAUAACCAUACUGUUUUGGCCGAACCCAGUAGGAUAUUUGCCAUUAUGAAAACAUAUCAUUCUCGAAUAAUCACCCUAUGUGAAGAUGUAAAUUUUUUAGAAUAGGAUGAUUUGUAACUCUUUUCUUAUUGGAAUGAAUAUGUAAUUUGCUUUCUGCUCUGCUCUUUGGUACUGUUUUGAAUUGACUUUGGGCAGCUCUUUGCCCCCCUUAUUUACUUUCUUCUUCUUCCCCUGAUAACACCAAUCUUAGGACCUGAUCUUGGUCCCUUGAUCCCCUUCAUGGCACUUUAUUCAUGCAGAGGUGUUGGGACAACCUGGGCCCUUUUCUUUCCUUGCAGUACCAAAUGGUGACCCUGGCUCUUGUAAAAUGAGGUUGAUCAUAUUGAUAGGAGCCUCAGGGAAAGGGUUAGUAUCUACCAUCAUACUGGCUUGGGGCGAGUCAAGUAACAGCUUCCCCUUCACUAUAAGAUCUUGUAUCCAAUCUCUAAACUGGACACAAUUAACUAUGGAAUGGUUGAAGGUAUAGUGCACCUUACAAUACUUUUUCCCCCUGAGUUCUUCCGGCUUGGGCAUUUUUUUGGCAUUGUCGGGCAAGAUUACUCUUGCCCGUACCAGUUCUUCAUAGAUCUCAGGUGCCUUGGAUAGAUCGAACGAAUAACUCUGGUACUUGGGUGGUUUUAUGGGGACAAAACCACCAUCGUUCAUUACAACCUUCUGAUCCUUGACAGGUUGGACUAGCCCCUUUACCGUCAAUGGCUUGAAAGGUGUGGUCAUCUCAGCGGCACACACGUCCAUGUCCUAUUCAUCACGGCCACCCUCAUGCUCUGGCCUGGUUUCUCCCACUUCCACACGAUGAAUUGCAGCCUUAUUUUUGUAGAAAGGAGGAACUUUGGAAGUGUGCUUCACUUGUUGCUCUUCUUGCAACAGCCUCUCAUACUUCGUGGCAGCAAUUACCAAUUCUUGCAGCUCAUUAAACUGUGCAUCAUAAAAUCUUUUCCUCAAAGGUAAUUUCAAAGCCCUUUGAGCAAUCGAUAUGAGCUGCGCUUGGUUGACGGGAAAUUGGCAUCUCAUCCUUAUUCUCCUGAACCUCAUCAUGAAGUCCUCAGUAGACUCAUGAUCAUAUUGUUUGACUUCAACAAGGUCAUUGAUAGUCAAUUCUGGCUUUAUUCUGUAGAACUGUUCAUGGAAAGCCAUCUCCAUUUGCCCCCAGUUGGCGAUAGAGUUAGGGGGCAAUAGAGAGUACCACUGAGAUGCUAACCCUGCCAAUGAAUUCCCAAACAACCUCAAUUUGUAAUUUGGGUUGUCCUCAUAUGCCGCACAAUGAUUGGAGAAUUUGAAAAUGUGGUCCCUGGAGGACACACUGCUGUCUUCACCCGUGAAUGUUAGGAAUGCGGCCAUCUUGAAGUUGAGAGGGAAUGGAUUUAGCUCGUCAAUAUAUUCAGGAUAAGGUUUUUGGAAAGUGAUCCUGAACACGGGGCGAGCUCGCGGUUGAGCAUUUUGAGCAACCGUCCUUCUCAACUCAGCUAAUUCCUCCCUCAGUUGCUGAGUAGCUAGAAUAUCAUUAUGCCCGAGGAGAGUAGAUUCGAUUUUUGGGCUCUGGUCGUUGCCCGCACUUGCUUCCCUCCUUGGUUCGGGCUUCCUCCAACUAGUUCCUCCACCUUUAUUCACCAACGGGGGUGGCCUAUAAGGUGGGGGUUUAUCUGAAGUAGUGGAACCCUCAUUUCCGCUGGUCUCUCCCAUCAUAGCUGGCAUUCCGUACCUCGUUCUCUCUUGCUCGCUUGGCUUCCUAUUAUUGAAUGAUAAUAAUGGGAAGCUGGGAAGCUCCUUCUCCAGAACUGGCUCCAUCACCGGUUGACUCCCUUCAGGAACUACCUUUUUCUUUCCCCUAUCUUUUUCUUCUUCUAAUAGUGGGAAUAAGGGAAUGAUUGGUUCAUUUCUCGUAACAACUUGGCUCAUCCCACUUCCCUGAGCCCCUUUUGGAGUAGAGAACUCCAAAUCAAGUCUUCUCUGUAGAUUCCCCGUUAGUGUACAGAGCCUACUCACUUCUCCUUGGUUUCCAAGGAGAUUCUCUCCAUGCUUUUUAGCACUUGGAUCAUUGUAGCCUGUAGUUCUUCAUUAGUUCCCUUUCCUUCCGAUCUCUCAGAUGCGGUUGGGCUUUCUAGGACCACUUGUCCUGAUGGGGAGGAAGGGUUUUCUGAUUGAUCUACUAUUUGUAGAAGACCUUCCUUCGGAUUCUUUUUGCCAAGUUGAUGGCUUUUCUUUUUGGACAUGCAAGAUUAAGAAGUUUGUGAUCCCACCAGGCGUGCCAAAACUAUGUUCGCGUCAGGAAUUUCCGUCGGGGAUGUUUCCUGGCCGACGAGCACACAGCUCCCCCGGAGGUUGGCGCCGGUUGAGGGCUGCUGUCGGGCUUUUGCUUCA